Molecule: messenger RNA, 432 nt
Organism: Thelazia callipaeda (thelaziosis nematode)
Lineage: Eukaryota; Metazoa; Nematoda; Chromadorea; Rhabditida; Thelaziidae
Source: the annotation of a GenBank genome assembly
AUGUGGAAAGAUAGUCACGGUGAAUAUGACUAUGGUUGGGCGGAUGAUAACGAUCAAAUAUCUGAAUCACAAAAACCUACUAUUGUAUUGAUGGGUUUGAAAAGAAGUGGCAAGACAUCAAUACGCAAGGUUGUUUUCAAUAAGAUGUCCCCAAAUGAAACAUUAUUUGUUGAAAGCACUCCUCGUGUAACAACUGAAACUGUGAAGGGGUCGUUUAUCAAUUUUGAAGCGAUUGAGUUUCCUGGUCAAAUGAGCCCUUUUAACGAUACAAUGAAUCCUCAUGACACUUUUGUUCGUUGUGGUGCCUUGCUAUUUGUUAUUGAUGCUCAGGAUGAUUACUCUGAAGCUCUCAAAAAAAUGGUUGAAUAUUUCAAAAAAGCUUAUGAGAUCAAUGAUAAAAUAAGAUUUGAGGUAAGCCAUUAUUCUUGUUGA